Mobula hypostoma (lesser devil ray) is the source of this 675-nucleotide messenger RNA. RefSeq lists its product as uncharacterized. The transcript has 2 exons. Gene Ontology annotation, biological process: protein ubiquitination; modification-dependent protein catabolic process. The record is from RefSeq and is a predicted model, not a curated record. Bases 1 to 267 code for a protein of 88 amino acids. Lineage: Eukaryota; Metazoa; Chordata; Chondrichthyes; Myliobatiformes; Myliobatidae. Gene Ontology annotation, molecular function: protein tag activity; ubiquitin protein ligase binding. Gene Ontology annotation, cellular component: nucleus; cytoplasm.
AUGGGGAAAAUCUAUCAGAUAUUUGUGAAGGGGCUCAAAGGAGAAACAACCACCAUUGAUAUUUCACAUUCAGAAAAAGAAUUCAAUGAGAUGAAGGUUCUGAUGUUCAAACAGAAACUGCUGGAAAAAUUGCCACCCAGAAUGGAUGAUCUCCGUCUUCUCUUUGCAAAUAAUCAACUGGAAGAUAAUAAAAUGUUCUCUGAUUACAAGCUGAAGGAUAAAUCCACAAUAAUGAUGGUGCUGCGUCUGCCUGGAGGAGAGAGAUAAUGCCAAGAAUGCAUAGAAUGCUGAAGCCAUCACCAGAUCUGCCGUUCCUCAAUCAAUGGGAAUAUUUACCUCGAUGCUAUGAUGACAGAAUGAAAAUCCAGUAAUAAGCUGCAUAUCCCUACCAGCUUUGUCUUUUAAAAAUACUUUAAAUUGACUCUGUUUGUACUUUAUGUCCAGGUUAAUUACAAGGUUUGCAUUAUCCAUCAAUUUUAUUUAGUUUCCUUAUUUGAAAACUGUACAAGAACUGGCUCUUUCAGUCUACGGUCUAUUGGUGCAACAUAGUACUGUAGUGGUUAGUGCAGUGCUUUACGGUGCAAGACACACAGGUUCAAUUCCUGCUGCUGCCUCUAAGAAUUUUGUUUUGCAUUCUCCUCAUGAUCGCAUGGGUUUCCUCCCACCUAUCAAAGA